UUAAUCUUUAGACAGUGAAACACACACACACACAAACAAAAAACGGUGAAUUUAUCAAAUAAGAAUAACAUUUUAAUUGUGAUUUGAUAUCCAACGUCUUGACGUAAAAAAUAAAAUGGUUUGGUUUGGCGGUUGUGUAACAGAGAUACCGAAUCACAAAACAAUGAAGCCCAAUGAGAGCAUUAGUGAAGAUCAGUUUAUAAUAUCUAGUGGUCAAAUAAAGUCCCAGGUUGAUACAAGUUCUGGCAGUGACACUCUUCAGCUUAUUCUACAGUCAGACCAUAAUUUAGAUUCGAAGUCGAUUAUGUUCGAUUUAUCGAAACUACUUCAGGACAACCCUAAUCUAGGACUCAGCAACGGACAACAAAGAGUGUUAGCUAACUCCCCACCAAGUUAUUCUCAGCAUCAAGGGAGCUUGGCGCCACAUCAGGUUGGAGGCAUGGCGCCUCAAACUUCGAUCGCGCCUCGUGGUGGAGUAGGACCACAGGGAAUGCACAAUUCUGGCAUGCAGGGCAUUCCACAGGGGAUUAAUAUUCCUAAACGUACAAUGUUUAACAUCGGGCAGUCUGACUUAGAUGAAACGUUUUCUGUAAACACCGCUUCAUCAUCAUUUGGGGCUUUUGGACAAGGUUCAUAUGAAACUAGUCCGAGGCCUGUAUCCUCUCCAGUACUCUGGGAUUCAGGACAUAUUCAGAUAAAAGAAGAGGAUGAAGCUGGAAUAAUAUUAGAUGGACAUUCAACUCAUAUCAGACACGGGAGUCAAAGCUUUUAUCCAAACUCCGAACUAACACUUGCUCAGCUCAAUUCACCACCCAACGAGGACAUUACAAUGACGACCCUGAAGAACUUAGAAGAGUUGGAUUCUAUCAACCUCGACCUCGACAUUUUAACCUCGGACAUCCUCUUCCCCUCACACACAUUCACAGAUAUUAAGAUUGAGUCGGAUUCGAUUGGGAACUCGAUGUUCCAGUGGGGUCGAGAGUCUCAGUUAUCUUCCUCUGUACCCGUAUCAGUUAUCUCAAGCCUCCCAGAUUACCAGGGUGGUUAUCACUACGUACAUUCUCACAAUGGAUACAGACCGAAGGAAUUGUCAAAUUUAUCUAAUGGAGGACCUGCUAUAAGUCCCUCGAGGUUAACCCUUAGUCCCUCAAACCUUGCUAUGAGUCCAUCCAGAACCGGCCUCAGUCCACCUGGGCGAAGUAAUCUUAGUCCACUUUCACAACCGCUUAGUCCACUAAUACCGGAUAGUUUGGUUGCCGGGUCUAGAAAUUCUACAUUACAUGAAUUAUUAAUGAGACAGGAUCAAUCAGUCCCUGAUCCUAUCCGGCCUAGAUCAAACAGUAACCAGUUCAAAUCCGCCAAACGACCCAUAGGAACCAGACAACGGAACUCUCUCUCCAUAUCCAAUCCACUUCUCGCCUCUCAGCUCUCAAAGAGCGCGCCGGUCAAAACUUUACCUAUAGAGAAGAUGAUUUGGUCACGACGAGAUCCAAGACCUCACAUGAACUCUGUGUGUUCGAAUGCUGGUGACUCAAGUAUAGCUGAUGAAGUAUCGGAAAUUAUGAACAGUUUAAGUCCCGGCGAACUGAACGAUAUUGACAGUGAGGAUGAGUUUAAUGAGACCGAGGAAUUAGAAUCAGAUGAAGAUUUGCGCAUAGAUGAGGAUGGGGAAGGGGGGAGCUCUAAGAAGGAUCGUCAUUUCUGGCAGUACAAUGUGCAGGCCAAAGGUCCUAAAGGGCAGAAGCUUGCCCUCGACACCAAAAUAACUGAUCCUCAUCAACUAAACGAGAUUAUAGAUCCUGUAUUCAGUGAUAGUGUUCAAGUUCACGGUAUCAAACACAGUGGAAAGGCUAGAAGAGGAGAUGGUAAUGAUCUGACCGCUAACCCUAAGAAGCUUGCUGCUAUUGGAAAAGAACUUGAUAAACUCAACAAGGAAAUCAACUUGAUGACUCCUGUUAGUGAAGUUCCAUUUUCAACAAGGACGAAGACCCGGAAGGAGAAGAACAAGCUGGCGAGUAGAGCGUGUAGACUGAAGAAGAAAGCGCAGCACGAGGCCAACAAGCUCAAGCUUCAUGGACUAGAAGAAGAACAUAAUGAAUUGAUGAGAAGUAUUCACGGUGUGAAGGAGAUACUCCAGGCUAAGUGGGCGGGAGCCCAGGGCGGAGCCGGACACCAACAGUUAUCCGAGGAGGCGGAGAAAAUUUUGAAAAAAGCUGGCAAAAACCGAGUAGCUGGACAGACAACUGAAUAUGUGAACAGAAUGAUAACUAAAUAUAGUUAACUCAUCAAUAAAGGCUUAAUAUAGUCAAGCUAGUUAUCUCCAUAGUAUACACGCUAUACAAUACACAUUCUAGCUAGUCAAGCUAGUUAGUUUUAUAUUGUACAGGUUGUACACAAUGCAUUCUAGCUAAUCAAGCUAGUUAUUAGCUUUACAGUGUAAAAGCCUACAUUACUUUUUUUGUUAGGCAAGCAAAGUGGCAUUAAAGUUUAACGACUAUACAGUAUACACAAUACGUUCUAGCUAGUCAAGCUAGAUAGCUUUAUCGUAUACAGGCUAUACAGUAUUCACUAAAUAUUCUAGCUAGUCAAACUAGAUAGCUUAACGUGUACAGGCUAUAGAGUAUACAAAUAUGGUCUAGCUAGUCAAGCUAGAUAGCUUUAUCGUGUACAGGCUAUACAGUAUACACAAUACGUUCUAGCUAGUCAAGCUAGAUAGCUUUAUCGUGUACAGGCUAUAGGGUAUACACAAUACAUUCUAGCUAGUCAAGAUAGCUAGUAUAGACAUACUUAGGUCAAACUAGCUAUUUAAUCUAGAAUGCUUUAAAGGGAUAUAUAUUUAUUCGUUCUGUACAUUAUUUAGCUAGUUGCUGUUUUUUAUAAAAAAAGAACAUUUGAAAGAUACACAUAAACGUCUCUAUCUCUUGAGAUAUGUUAAAAUACGUAAACGGCUGUGAUGUGGCUUAAUACUAUAAUCAAAAAGCAUUGAUCUAUAGUAUGAAUGCAAGCAAAUUUUUUUUCAGGUAGGUAUAGGGUGCUGUACAGUUAAUGCAUAAAAAAUGUCUCCUCGCAAGUUGAUGUCCGUAUCUUGAGUCCCUUUUCAUAAAUGAAUGUACAAAUGUCGAGCUUGUCGUGUUGGUUUCAUGUUAUUGUCUGAUUAUAUUAGAGAUUAGACGAAGGGCCAAGUUUCAUAACGUUCCUUCAAAAAUGGAUCCAGUUUUUUUCUGUCACAGUAAACUCAAGUUCUGCAUGAAUUUUUAUGCAGAAGAGUAAAACAAUGCAACGUUUUAAUUGUUAUGUAAAUUAAAUGAAUUUUUGGCUACAUCGUACUAUUAUACACCUUUUCUGCAUGAAAACCUUAAUUAAUCUAUAUAGUAAUUAUUAUUAUUUUUCAUUUAUCCCUGGAUCUUUGGCUCUCGUCUAGUCUCAAUUAAAACUGAAAUUCAAAAUAAUUUUGGCGGAUUUCUGAACUUUCUUUAAUGCGGGUUUAUUGAUGCUUAGUUUAUAGUUAUAGUGUUGCAAUGUCUACUUCGAAUUAUAUUGAAGGCCAUUUUAUUUAAUUUGCAACAUAUUCAAGAGAAAAAGAUAUUCGUUGGCUUCAAAUUGAAUCUGCAUCAGCAUGAUGAUUGAACCAGCUUUUGUCUCGCUUGCAGUGCAGUGCAGUGCAGUGCAGUGCAGUGCAGUGCAGUUCUGCUACACACAUAUUUACAAUUAAACUAUUAGUAAUCAAGUUUAAAUGUAAAUCAAAUUAAAACCUGUUGAGCGCCAUUAAUAAUCAGAAAUGCAAAAAUCUCAGUUAACCCAUUUUAAGCAUAAUAUUUAACAUUCAAAUUACAUCUGUGUCAUGUAAAACAUAUUUUUUAUUCAACAUAUAUGUUUUCUAUUUAAUCCAACAUAUAAAAUGUUUUUUUUUAUAAUUGAACUCUUUAAAAGUGGCGGAAACAAGAACCUUGUUAAUAAAAAAAGACGACAAAUUGUUAUUGUAAUAAUCUGCAUAUCGUUUCUAAAUAUAUUUGAUGUAAUCUG
Molecule: messenger RNA, 4023 nt
Organism: Eurytemora carolleeae
Lineage: Eukaryota; Metazoa; Arthropoda; Copepoda; Calanoida; Temoridae
Gene: REPTOR
Exons: 25
Coding region: 116-2281 (721 amino acids)
Biological process (GO): response to unfolded protein; regulation of transcription by RNA polymerase II
Cellular component (GO): nucleus
Molecular function (GO): RNA polymerase II transcription regulatory region sequence-specific DNA binding; DNA-binding transcription factor activity, RNA polymerase II-specific
Source: RefSeq, a predicted model, not a curated record